Molecule: messenger RNA, 1455 nt
Organism: Fonsecaea nubica
Lineage: Eukaryota; Fungi; Ascomycota; Eurotiomycetes; Chaetothyriales; Herpotrichiellaceae
Exons: 2
Coding region: 1-1455 (484 amino acids)
Biological process (GO): transmembrane transport
Molecular function (GO): transmembrane transporter activity
Source: RefSeq, a predicted model, not a curated record
AUGCCUCCCAGCGGCCAUCCCUUUGGCCUCCGCUGGCGAGCCAACACUCUUUUCAUCAUCUCUACAGUUGCCAUCGGCCUGUUCACCGACCUCUUCCUCUACGGACUUGUCGUCCCCGUAUUACCAUUUAUGCUCCAAGAGCGUAUACAUCUCCCCGAGGACAAAAUUCAAUCCUGGGUGUCUGGACUUCUAGCUGCCUAUGCUGGCGCUAGUGUCGUCUUCUCCAUCCCUGUCGGGAUCGUCGCUGACCGCACCAAUGCUCGGCGGACACCUUUCCUUUGCGGCCUUACCGCCCUGCUUGCCGCUACCAUCAUGCUGGCUCUGGGUCAGAAUAUUGUGGCGCUUGUUGUAGCCAGGAUCCUACAAGGGACAAGUGCCGCUGUUGUCUGGACUGUGGGUUUGGCCAUGGUGCUAGAUACUGUGGGACCCCAGAACCUUGGUAAAGUAAUUGGAACGAUUUUCUCCAUCAUAUCAGUCGGCGAACUGGCGGCCCCUGUUCUAGGAGGAGUCCUGUACCGCAAGACUGGCUAUGUAGGAGUGUUUGGAUUAGGUGCCGCCUUUCUUGGAGUCGACUUUAUCAUGCGUAUCUUGGUGAUUGAAAAGAAAGUCGCAGUGAAAUAUGACAAAACUCUUGCAGAGAUUCAGAAUCCCCGCGACGCCGAAGCGCGCCCUGGAGGAACGGAUAGCGAGGACGAUCGGAGCGAAGACGAACCCCUGUUGCCAAAAAAGGAGGAAGAUAACUAUCGCAUUCCAGAAGGUCAAAACAGGCUGGUCCGAACGCUUCCUAUCCUCUACUGUCUAUCCAACCCCCGGCUUCUUGUCGCUUUGCUGCUUGCAUUCGUUCAAGCUGCGUUACUCGCCACCUUUGACGCCACCAUUCCCACCGAAGCACAGACGUUGUUCGAGUUCGAUUCUUUACAGUCCGGCCUCCUCUUCAUUGGCCUUGACAUUCCAUAUCUCCUCCUCGGUCCUAUAGCUGGCUGGGCCGUUGACAAAUAUGGUACAAAACCAGCCGCGGUCCUGGGUUUCGGCUACCUCGUUCCAACCUUGAUACUACUCCGCCUACCCUCGUCACAAGUCGCACCCAGCCGUACUGCUAAUGUCGUCUUAUACUCCGCUCUCCUGGCCCUCAAUGGAAUUGGCUUGGCAAUCAUCGGCUCACCAUCCAUCGUUGAGGCCUCGGAUGUGGUGCAAAAAUACGACAAAGCCAAUCCGGGACUCUUUGGAGAAAAUGGGCCCUAUGCUCAACUUUACGGCUUCAAUUCCCUGGUGUUUUCCGCCGGGUUGACGGUCGGACCCGUCUUGAGCGGAUCCUUGAGGGACAGUAUAGGCUAUGGCAACAUGAACGUCGUGGUGGCAUGCAUUGCAGGGGUCACGGCUAUAUUGAGUUUCUUCUUUGUCGGCGGUCGACCGAGGAUACUAAAGAAGAACAAGAGACAGCUAGAUGAGAGGUAG